Solanum dulcamara is the source of this 2778-nucleotide messenger RNA. Its product is annotated as RNA-binding KH domain-containing protein RCF3. Gene Ontology annotation, cellular component: cytoplasm; nucleus. The transcript is spliced from 8 exons. The record is from RefSeq and is a predicted model, not a curated record. Gene Ontology annotation, molecular function: mRNA binding. Bases 455 to 2455 code for a protein of 666 amino acids. Gene Ontology annotation, biological process: regulation of gene expression. NCBI's taxonomy places the organism in Eukaryota, Viridiplantae, Streptophyta, Magnoliopsida, Solanales, Solanaceae.
ACCUUCCGUCUUUUCCUUAAAUUAAGAUAGUCGAUAAAAAAAAGUACUCUUCCAGAAAACGACGACGUCAAAGCGGUGAAAGUGAGAUACACGGCCAGUCGGCCACCACGGCCUUGGGUCCCACUCCGCCAAAAUACCUUCAAUCAAACCAAAGAUUAGGAAUCCACCAUUAUAAAAAGCUGCAAACAGCAACCAAAAAAGCAGAGAAAAAAAUAUACUGUAUACUAAAAAUGAUGAACAACUUGAAGAAGAAGAAGGUUGAUUAUGGCAAGAUGAUUUAGGGUUUUGAACUUGUUUUGAGUGAGAAAAGCUCUGUUGUGGUCUGUGCGUUUGUAAAUUCUGAAGAAACCCUAACGCUAGCAGCUCGGUGGACUUUUCACUAGUCUAAUAGCUUAAUUUUGUAAUCUGGGGUUUCCGAGAUUCACUGAGAUAUACUUCUGAAACCCCAAAAGAAAUGGACAGAUCAAGAUCUAAGAGAUACUAUUACGACCAGGAUUACGAAUCCGACAACUUACCCAGGACUAAACAGAGGUACAACCCUCACCAUUAUGCACCGACCCAUCACCGCCGUCCUGUUUCCGGAGGAGGAGGAGGAGGUCGGAAAAUGCAGGACCCUGCACUCAUGGUUACUACUACUUAUCGGAUUUUAUGCCAUGAUAUUAAGGCGGGUGGUGUUAUUGGGAAAUCUGGGAGUAUUAUUAAGGCGAUUAGGCAGCAUACUGGGGCAUGGGUGAAUGUGCAUGAACUGAUUCCAGGAGAUGAUGAACGUAUCAUCGAGAUUUCCGAUACUCGGAGGAGGGAUCCUGAUGGUAGAAUGCCGGCGUUUUCGCCAGCUCAGGAGGCAUUGCUGAUGAUACAUGAGAGGAUUUUGGAUAGUGAUACUGGAGGAGGAGGGUACAGUUGUGGAAUUGAUGUGGAGGAGGAGUUUAGGAUGAGAGGCGUCAGUGGGAAUAAUCGUGCGGUGACAAGGUUGGUGGUGACUAGAAUGCAUGUGGGAUGUUUGCUAGGGAAAGGAGGGAAAAUUAUUGAGCAAAUGAGGAUGGAGACUAAGACCCAUAUUAGAAUUUUGCCCAGAGAUCACAGUUUGCCGCGUUGCGUUUCAAUGUCAGAGGAGAUUGUUCAGGUUGUUGGGGAAAUAAAUGCUGUGAAAAAGGCUGUAGAAAUUAUUUCCUCACGCUUGAGGGAGAGCCAGCAUCGUGAUCGGGGUCACUUUCCUGGUCGGCCACAUUCUCCUGAGCGGUUUGUCCCUCCUGAUGACGAAUUUAUCCCCCACAUGAACAGUACAACUCGCAGGAUGUCUGAAAAUGGGUCUGCUUUUGGAUCAAGACUGCCUGCUGGUAUGAGCAGUGGUCGAAGCAACAACUAUUCCUCAUCCUCGUCUGGAUAUGCUAUUGAAUCUGGAAUCGCUCCCAGCAAUGAUAAUGGGCAGGUCAUGUAUGUUGAAGAUCUUGUGUUCCGAAUUCUCUGUCCAGUUGACAAGGUUGAUACUGUUGCUGGGGAAUCAGAUGGAAUUAUAGAGUUGCUUCAGAAUGAGAUUGGUGUGGAUGUGAAGAUCUUGAAUCCCGUUGCCAGCUCAGACGAACAGGUCAUAAUCAUUUCGUCUGACGAGGGUCCAGAUGAUGAGCUGUUUCCUGCUCAGGAAGCUCUUUUGCAUAUUCAAACCCGCAUUGUUGAUCUUGUUCCAGAGAAGGAAAAUGUUAUUACGACUCGUUUAGUUGUGCAAACAGAUGAAGUUGAAUGUUUGGGAGGAAGAGAUGGACUAUUAUCUGAUAUGCAGAAAAUAACGGGUGCUACUGUCAAGAUUCUACCAAAGGAAGAACUUCCACCAUGUGUGUCAAGGACUGAUGAAGUUAUACAGAUUGUUGGAGAGAUCAAAGCAGCUAGAGAAGCUCUUGUUGAAGUGACAUCGAGGCUUCGGAGUUUUACUUAUCGGGAGUUUUUUCAAAAGGAUAUACCCUCACCGGCAAUCCCUGCCUCAAGCCCUGCUAGGAGUACUAUUGGAGCAGACAAAAAUUCUUUCAAUAACACAUCUCCAUCUCAACAAAACUACAGUGUGAAUGAUGUUCCAACUUCAAUCUAUCAAAAUGCACCCGCCAAACCAAUCUCACAGCCAGUAAAAGAAACUGGGGCAUCUGCCAGUGAAAUAGCCAAGCAAAAUGAAAGUGAGCGUCGUGAAGAUAUUCCGAGCGGAUUGAAUAGAAUGCAUGUAACAUUGGUCACUAGAAGUAUAUUGGAAGUUGUCAUACCUCCACAUGCAGCGCCCAAACUGAUAACAAAAUCAAGAAAUAAGCUUGCUCAGAUUAGUGAGUUGUCAGGAGCAAAUGUUAAAUUGAUUGAGGAUAGACCCGAGGUAACAGAUAAGAUCAUACAAAUAUCAGGCACUCCGGAGCAAGCAGAGAGAGCUCAAAGCCUGCUUCAAGGAUUUAUUUUAAGCACCCUAGAAGAUGGCCCCUGAAACACUGUGACACGUUUGUGUGGCAAGUAAUGGUCCAAGCCUGGAGGUGCCUUGCAAUUUUUCCUUUGUAGGCCGACUUCCCUAAAAUUGUCCGUUAUAGUAGGGUAUCCUUGGCCAUCGCGAGGCACUGACAAGUAAGAAUGUACAAUAUAAAAACUUGGUGCAUAUGUUAUGUGUAAUGCUUAAUGCCUCAAAUUGUUGUGUUGUAUGUUGGAAUGUACUAUCAACAGUCCUGCACUAUAGAGGAAUGUAGUUAAGCCUUUUGUGCAAACUCAGGCUGGUGCUUAUUUUUAUGCAAAAAUGGAAUGCCUUUUCUUUUUGUU